Molecule: messenger RNA, 1173 nt
Organism: Peronospora matthiolae
Lineage: Eukaryota; Oomycota; Peronosporomycetes; Peronosporales; Peronosporaceae
Source: the annotation of a GenBank genome assembly
AUGGCUGCGAUUUACAUCAAGAACCGCCUACCGUCACCCAAGAUCGACCACAAGACUCCGUUCGAGAUCGUGUACAAGUCGAAACCAAGUGUCAAGCACAUGCGCGUGUUUGGAUGUCGGGCGUUUAUCCUGACACCAAGGGAGAAGCGAUUGAAGUGGGACCCGAAGGCUCGUGCAGGUGUGUUCAUGGGAUACGAAGAAGUAUCAAAAGCGUAUCGAGUUUACGACCUCGAUACAGGACAAGUGGUCAUCAGUCGCGAUGUCAACUUUGACGAGUCCGCCUUUGGACUUUCGCCGCUAACCACCACUGAAGACGCCGAUGACAUUGACUUCGACUCCCUCGAUCUGGAUGAUGAAGCGACAGGUCAAGCGCAGUACAAGCAAACAGGCAAGCACAAGAGUCGUCCUCAUGAUGAAGGAGUACCAGAUCCACCCACGCGCACAAUGCGUCAACGGCCUGGACUAGAAGAAUCAAGUGCGCCAGACAAUCACACGACCCACCGAGAAGAAGAUGAAGAAACAAAGAAUGCUGAUGCAUCGACUCCGCCUGUGUUUUGGCGUGCGAGUGCGAACGCCAUCGAAACGGCAGUAGACUUAUCCGAGCCAUCGACUUUUGAAGCUGCGGUGAGCGGUCCUGAUCAAGUGCAUUGGCGCGAAGCUAUCCGUACGGAACUUGAGUCGAUGCGACUUCGUGAAGUACUCCGCGCAGCCAAACUACCUAAAGGACAUUGCGCCAUUGGCACGAAGUGUGUCUUCAAGAUCAAGCGCAAAGCGGACGGAUCAAUUGACAAGUACAAGGCGCGUCUUGUGGCAAAGGGUUUCAAGCAACAAUAUGGGAUGGACUACACGGAAACAUUCUCGCCCGUCGUCAAGUACGUGACGCUGCGCAUGGUGAUUGCAGUCGCCAAUUAUUUCGGAUGGACCAUCGACCAACUCGACGUGGUGACGGCAUUCCUGUAUGGUGUCAUGAAGGAACAAGUGUUCUGCGUCAUCCCUGAAGGCGUGGAAUUGGAGGGCUCCUUCGAUUAUCUGGAGUUGGUGAAGGCAAUCUACGGACUCAAGCAAGCGUCGCGCGUAUGGAACGAAACGUUUGACGAGUUCGUGUGUGCUAUUGGAUUUCAAGCGUCAAGCCUUGACCCGUGUCUCUACGAAAGGAUUGUGGAAGGGCAAUGA